Stylophora pistillata is the source of this 3348-nucleotide messenger RNA. RefSeq lists its product as uncharacterized. Gene Ontology annotation, molecular function: calcium ion binding. The record is from RefSeq and is a predicted model, not a curated record. NCBI's taxonomy places the organism in Eukaryota, Metazoa, Cnidaria, Anthozoa, Scleractinia, Pocilloporidae.
UUCGUUGCAGCUGCGAAAUCAUUUGGCAAAAUGUUUUCUUCCCUGAUCCUGAGUUUUAUCGUAGCGACGUUUUUACGUCAGACGAUGGCAUCGCAUUUUCGCGGUGGGAUCGUAACCUGGAAGCCGGAUGGAAAUAUUACGAACAAGGUGAUUUUUAAUUUCCGGAUGGGUUUCCGAAGAUCCUUUUCCAAUUCGUACUACUGUGACAAUUCAGUGGUUGCCAACCAGGGCAUCGUGGGAGGAGGAGCGAGCUGGAGGGCACAUCACGACAAAAGAUAUUAUUCAAGAAUGAGAGUGGGAGAUACAGGAUAUCACUGCACAGACUUUAGUGUCCAAGAGGACUGGACACAAGGUGAAAACAGUUUUGAGUACACUUUCCCGGAUGAAGGACCCUGGCUCAUAAGUUACUCAAGCUGCUGUUGGAUUUCGCUCACAAACGGGGGAGGCAAUUGGUUUCUCUCGACCACUGCCAACCUGACCGUGCGGCCAGAUAUCGGCAAAAUCAACUCCUCUCCAAUCUCAGCAUUAUCUCCCAUUGUGCGACACCAGCAAGGCUGUCCGAAAACGAUCACUAUUCCUGCUGAGGACCCAGAUGGUGAUAAAGUCCGCUGUCGAUGGUCAAAUGAUUCUCAGAGAGAGUGCGGUGGUGUUUGUCAUAGUUUUAAAAGUGGAGCACUGGACGAGGAAAAAUGCACUCUGAGUCUCUACAGCAAUGCUGCUCUUGGUUGGCAUGCAGUAGCCAUCACCCUAGAGGACUUCCCAGCCUCGACUACAAAUUUCCAAAGCGCCACUCCUUUCAGUCAGGUGGGCCUUCAGUUUCUUGUUUACGUGAGUCCAUCUUCCGGUCCGUGCAACAGGGCCCCAGUCCUUAUCGGCCAAAGCCCAAAUGAUGGUUCGUGUGAAGAAGUGUCAAAUGGUAAUACGUUUUCUUGCACUAUUGAAGCAAAACAUAUCGACUCUUCAAGAAGAAUUUCCGAGAUCAAUACCGUCACACCUCUUUACAUGGUUAUUUCCUCCCUCCUGAACUACACUGAUCAAAUGGGGGACACUGUCUAUUACAACAACGUAUCAUGGAAUCCGCGGUUAUCACAGAAAGGAAGACACAUAUUUUGUUUCAAAGCAAUGGAUAACUAUGGAAUUGAAACUGAGGAGAGAUGCAUCACACUACUAGUGGGAUCAAACAACACUCCGAGUCCGUUGUUGUAUUCUCGUACACCUGUGGUUCCUCAGUUGAUUUGGUCGUGGCCAGAGUGGUUUGGAUUUGUGAACUUCAACAUAACUUUUGACCAACAGAUCAAGAGGCCAAGACACUCCAAGUUUGUACGGAUCGUCGUAGAGGGUCACGUGAUUUACAAGCUUGACACGCGUUCUUCGAGCGACGUUACCUUCGACCAAUUCACCCUAACGUUCCGCCUACCUCAACGUGUUCUCAGUAUGCAAGGUAACUACUCUAUUACAAUUGACCGUGGUGUUGUGGUGGGUGUCGGAUGUACAUCGGAUGGUCCGCCUUCCCCAGGAAUCAGUUCCUUCAAAAGCUGGCGUUUCGAAAUUGGUGUUUGUUCCAAGGGAACCUAUUUGAAUACCCUCAGUUGCAAAGAGGUGGAUGAAUGCUCUACGCCACUUUCCAUUCUGAGCCGGAAGAAAAGAAGUCAUUAUUGGUAUUACAGAAGUUACCAAGUAUCUUCUUCACGAGGCAUCACUUCAGCUGUCACCGCCAUUUUACCUACACCAGUUUCUUUGCGAGCUACUCCAGCCAUUUAUUCUCCUUCCAUUUUACAAACAUCUCCACACACAAGUGCAAACUCGCUAAACAUUAAGGCGACAGCUACCUCGAUAACACCUGCUGCAUCCAGUACACCAUUUGUACUACACCUACCUGCCAAUUGUCAGCAUGACUGUGUUAACACGUGGGGAAGUUAUUACUGUACUUGUCGUCAGGGAUACAGGUUAGAGGUGGAUGGGAGGAAUUGUCUGGAUAUAAAUGAAUGCGAAACUCAAAAUGGCGGCUGCACCCACCAGUGUGUAAAUAUACCAGGAGGUCACUACUGCAAAUGUCCAGAGGGUGUGACGAUGGGCUUUGACAACAAGACUUGCCAUGAACCUGGUAUUACGGUGAAAUGCACUGGUGAAGCCAUGUUUAUCUUUCUGGAGAGAAAAUCUUUUCAAGGCUUUGAUCCAAACAAGCUAGCACUGCUUUACUCGUCAUGCCGCGCGUCUUAUAAUGAUUCCCACAUAUCUUUGCGCACGAGUCUCAACGAUUGUGGAACCACGCAUAACGAAAGCGAGGACGCGAUAACUUUCUACAACGAAGUGCGAAGUGUUCAGUCCUACUGCGGCAACAUCAUCACUCGGGAACAAAACGUGUCAAUUCUUUUCUACUGCAGUUAUAGACGUAAGGCCUUGCUACGAAAUCCAAGUUUCAAAAUCUGGAAGACCCAUUUCACAGCUUCGGAAGGUGGAUAUGGUAACUUCACAUUCACAAUGGAUCUAUUCAAGACGGGCAGAUAUCUUACACCGUACAGCUAUAAUGACUAUCCAAUCACGGUUCAUCUUCGGGAUCGCUUGUUUCUUCAGUUAGCGGUCCGUUCAUACCAGUCUAACCUGGUUCUCUUUGUCGACACCUGCAAGGCGACCACCACUACUGAUCCGUACUCAGUUCCUCAGUAUAUCUUCUUACAAAGAGGAUGUAAGCUGGAUUCAACCCUCAAUUAUUCGUACUCCAUCAGCUCCAAACAGCGUUUUAGUAUUCAAGCGUUCCGUUUUAUUGAAGACCAUCCAGUAGUGCAUCUUCACUGUGAAGUUCUGGCUUGCCAUCGCAACACUGCCCGCUCCCGCUGCCUUCAGGGAUGCUCCCGCUAUCGUGGACGGAGAAGCGAUCGCGAGGCAUAUGGUUCUGAGAGUACUAAGGCGUACGACAUGUCGUCUGGACCAAUCAAUUUCAAAAAAGAGUCGAGCGGAACGGAAACGAAAGAAGCUGAAACUCAAAGCAACAUGGGCAUAAUCACAAUAAUGGCGGCAUCCGGCGGAUUUUGUCUCCUUCUUGUUAUCAUUCUGAUCAUUGUCGUCAUCCGAAUGAAGAAACAGAACAAAGUCUACGCCAUGGAACAGUAUGGCAAAAACUUCAAGCAAGAGAACAACAACUUUGGCUUCACUCAGGAUAACGAUCUGAACGAGAUGGGACACAAGCCAAUUAUUAUGAAACCCGUGCACAGAAACCUCAUCUCUUAACUGCGCUAUUACUUUGGAGAAGUUGAUGCGGAAAAAAUAAGCGUUUCCCCGAAGGAUUUUAACGCCUUGGACUGAUAUAUGUUAAGGACUGGAAUGCUCGUACAAAAAUGUGGAUUUCCC